UGCGCAUGCGCCUCCUUCCUACACUUCUCUGUGUGUGAGAAUGGGUCGCGGUGGUAGAUAAAGAACCAAAACACACACUCUGACUCUUUAAAUCCGGUUCCGUUAAAACCGAGAUCACUUCACGAACCCUUUAAACAUCCUGAAAUCACCAGACCGGAAGUGAGGGACUCUGUGGAAACCGGUAGUUCUUCCCUAUGUAGUGGACUCAACUUGUCAUUCGCUAUAUAGGGAAUGAGUGUGCGAGUGGGAGCUUCCUUCUCCAUACGGGCUUCGGAGCUCUGAUACUCUGCGUAACAUCACUAAACUGUCCUGAUUCUUUACACCUGUUAUAAUGAAGCCGGAGUCCAGACGGCGCUCUUUAGGAAAAUCUCCACAGACUCCUGCUGCUACUGGCUCAAAGAUGUAUCAUUGCUCAGACUGUGGAGAGAGUUUUACUAAAAGUCAUCAUCUCAAAGAUCACAAGCAGAUCCACACAGGAGAGAAGCCAUAUUACUGUGGACAGUGUGGGAAGAGUUUCACUCGUCAGAGUAAUCUCCAAAUACAUGAGCGCAUUCACACAGGAGAGAAGCCGUAUUACUGUGGGCAGUGUGGGAAGAGUUUUACUUAUCAGAGUAAUCUCCAACAGCACAAACGCAUUCACACAGGAGAGAAGCCUUAUCACUGUGGACAGUGUGGGAAGAGUUUUACUUGUCAGAGUCAUCUCCAAAUACACGAGCGCAUUCACACAGGAGAAAAGCCGUAUCACUGCUCACAGUGUGGGAAGAGUUUUACUUGUCAGACUAAUCUGCAAAUACAUGAGCCCAUUCACACAGGACAGAAGCCGUAUUACUGUGGACAGUGUGGGAAGAGUUUCACUUAUCAGAGUAAUCUCCAACAGCACGAGCUCAUUCACACAGGACAGAAACCGUAUCACUGUGGACAGUGUGGGAAGAGUUUUACUCAACAGAGUCAUCUCCAACGACACCAGCGCAUUCACACAGGAGAGAAGCCGUAUCACUGCUCGCAGUGUGGGAAAUAUUUUACUCGUCAGAGUUCUCUCCAAAGACACCAGCGCAUUCAUACAGGAGAGAAGCCGUAUCAUUGUGGACAGUGUGGGAAGAGUUUUACUUGUCAGAGUGCUCUCCAACGACACCAGCGCAUUCACACAGGACAGAAGCCGUAUCACUGUGAACAGUGUAGUAAGAGUUUUACUUGUCAGAGUCAUCUCCAAAUACACCAGCGCAUUCACACAGGAGAGAAGCCGUAUCAUUGCAGACAGUGUGGGAAGAAUUUUACUGGUCAGAGUGCUCUCCAAAUACAUGAGCGGAUCCACACAGGACAGAAACCAUAUCACUGUGGCCAGUGUGGGAAGAAUUUUGCUCGUCAGAGUACUCUCCAACAGCAUGAGCGCAUUCACACAGGGCAGAAGCCAUAUCACUGUGGACAAUGUGGGAAGAGUUUUACCCAACUGUGUACUCUCCAACAACAUGAGCGAAUCCACACAGGAGAAAAACCAUAUGAAUGCUCCCAGUGUGGGAAGAGUUUUAUUCGUCAGAGUCAUCUCCAACAGCAUGAGCGCAUUCACACAGGAGAGAAGCCGUAUCACUGUGGACAGUGUGGAAAGAGUUUUACUCGACAGAGUGCUCUCCAACGACACCACCGCAUUCACCAACGUUUUCGUGACCAGAGGGCCCUCCACAGCCACCAGCAGAGUCAGGACAGAAGUCUUACCUCUGCAGACAAUGUGGGUGGAGCUAUACUUGUUCAAGUUUGUUAAGGACACACAAGUCCUCGAACAUAAAGCCAUCAGAUCUUGACUGUGAUCUGUGAAUUUGUCCAAUUAAGAUACAUGUUUUUAAUUUUCAUUUUUUAAAGGGAGGUAAGGAGACAUUCAGGCAAAAAAACUGUAUUAUAUAUACUGGACACCUUUCCUAGCCAACAGAAUAUAGUUGUGUUUACAGGCAAUUUGAAGAGAUAAUUCUUGUCCAAGUUGCUCCGUUUUUGCAGCGUCUAUUUAACUAUAGCUAACUAUACUUUAUGGCCAAAAGUAUGGGGAUGCCUGACCCCCCACCCAUAUAUGCCUUUUGAACAUCCUCUGAUGGAACGGAAUCCAAUCCAUGGUCCCUUAAGCCCAAUAUUCCUGGUGUACUUUUCAGAUUUACUGCAACUCUGACCAGGAUAAAACAGUUGCACAGUAAGAUCAAUGAAUGGUGGAUAUACAGUGAAUGGAGCUGUGAGAGAUCACACUACCACUUGAGAGAGUGCAUUGCAUUAUAUUAUUACUUUAGUAAAUCACAUGUUUAAUAAUGCAUGCUUAAUAAGUUUAUACUUUCCUUAUUACUCAAUAAAAACUCUCCAUAAUGCAAAUCAUAAAUGGGGUUUCUCAUAGUUUUACAAAUGUGAAAUAUUACAUUUAUAAAUCUUCAGAUGCUUUGCUUUCACACACAGAUAGACUCAUGCAUAUUAAUCAUCAUUCAUGUUUCUUCAACUUGAAUAAAGUUUACCUGUGGGAUAUUUUAUGAGUUUAUUAAUCAAAUUACAUUACUACCAGUUUAUUCAUCAAUAGAUUUUGAAUGAUGAUAUUAUGGGCCAGGCAAAAGUCCACCAAUAGGAUUCUAGUAUAAUGGGCUAAAUAUUUCAGAUAUCACAGAAUAAAUCAGAUGUGCUGCCUCACAGCAUUGCCAUAUUCUUAGGUUUAAUCCAGACCAAAAGAACUUAAUAGUAUUUAAAGAUGGAGACAGAGAUAAGCAACAGCAAAACACUGAUGCUGUGUUGCCAUGUUAGACAUUCAGCAAAGAUGAUCAGGAGACUGGAUUGAUCUUCACAUAAUGUCUUUAUUGUUCACUUUGAGUGUCUUUAG
Molecule: messenger RNA, 2839 nt
Organism: Ictalurus furcatus (blue catfish)
Lineage: Eukaryota; Metazoa; Chordata; Actinopteri; Siluriformes; Ictaluridae
Product: zinc finger protein 431-like
Exons: 4
Coding region: 332-1756 (474 amino acids)
Source: RefSeq, a predicted model, not a curated record